This is a messenger RNA of Onychostoma macrolepis, 1351 nucleotides long. RefSeq names its product legumain-like. Gene Ontology annotation, biological process: vacuolar protein processing. The record is from RefSeq and is a predicted model, not a curated record. The transcript is spliced from 11 exons. Lineage: Eukaryota; Metazoa; Chordata; Actinopteri; Cypriniformes; Cyprinidae. Bases 78 to 971 code for a protein of 297 amino acids. Gene Ontology annotation, molecular function: cysteine-type endopeptidase activity.
CUUUCCACUUCAACUGCCAUCUAUAAAGUAAACAUGUAACCUAAUAUAAAAUAGAUCCCCCACCCAGUGCAUGUCAAAUGACAGCCUAUAUAAAGAUCGUCAGACUAGAAGCCCCAGAAAACAACUGGACAGACACAGAGAAACACCUGAUACUCAGCACAGACUGCUUUGGAAAGGCUCAAGAAAUGUCUGGAAAAAAAUGGGCUCUCCUUGUUGCUGGCUCAAAGGGCUGGGAAAAUUACAGACACCAGGCCAAUGUGUGCUGUUUAUAUCAGAUAAUUAAGAAACAUGGAAUUCCCGAUGAGCAGAUUGUGGUGAUGAUGUAUGACGACAUCGCUACCAAUCCACAAAACCCAACUAAUGGAGUCAUUGUCAGUGUAGUAGGUGACACAGACGUGUACUCAGGAGUUCCGAAGGACUACACUGGAGAGGAUGUGACCCCAGACAACUUUCUGGCUGCUCUUCAAGGGGAUGACAGCACAGGGAAAAAGGUCAUAAAAAGUGAAGCAAAUGACAACAUAUACGUCUUCAUGUCUGGUCUGGGAACUGAAGGCACAUUUAAAUUUCCUGAGCAGUUACUUUGUCCUGCAGAUCUCAUUGGAGCAAUCAACAACAUGCAUAAUGAAAACAAAUUCUCAAAGAUGGUGAUAUUCAUGAGUAGCAGUUACUCUGCAACAAUGUUCCAACAGCUUUCCGGACAUGUAAAUGUCUUUGCGUUGACUUCAUGUGGCUUGACUGACGAGAACUGUCCCACUGAUCUUGACCCAAAUAGAAAUGUCUUCCUCUCUGAUAAAUUCUCAUCUGCUUGGUUGAACUUCACUUAUACGGCUGACUUUAAUAAAGAACCAUUCCACAGCCUGAUAAAUCAUAAACAAGCUAAUUAUCUUGAACAAAAUCCCAAUCUCUGCCCCUGCCAGUUUGGAAAUGAGGAAAUCUGUCACUGUCACCUCAGUGAGUUUCUGCAAAACUGAACACCCUUCAAGCUAAACAGUGUUCAAUAAAACAGGUCCGCAUGAAAAUGAUGAGAGCAAAUAAGAAUAACCUGAUGAACUAUUGUGCUAGUUUCUUGUUUCAGACUUUUAGAAUUACAGUGAUUGCAACACAACACUAUCAUUUAGAAGUUUAUGGUUUGGGGUCAAUUUUUAUAAUUUGAAAAUAUGUUUUUUUUUAUGUUGAUCAAGGUGCAUUUGUUUGAUCGAAAAUGGAGCCAAAAACAGUAAUAUUGUAAAAUAUUUUGAAAACAAUAAAUAUGGGAAGAAGGUUAAAAGUUCAAUGAUUGCAUGUGUUAUUUAUUGUGCAUAGUUAUGACAGCUUCUUUAAUUCUGCAGUGUCUUGUGACCCUGGACCAGUC